UUGUCCUCUGUCUACGUGCGAGAUCUCCCCACAGCCUCUGCAUCACACACUGCUCUCCAAUCCGGGAACUACUUCUCUCAGCAGCUCCUGCGUUAUAUAGUGCCGAACAGCACAGGAAUUGCUUCUCCCAAAAGCCCAUGCGUUGUACUGUACAGCCCGGGGACUUCAAAUUGUCCCAGCAUCCUCUGCAGUGAGCCUGUAGCUAUGGAGGCAGCUGCUAUGACUACAGGGUGAAGUGCUGCGCAUUCUGGGAGUUCCAGCAGACAGACACAGGGUAGAAAUCUGCAGAGGGAAAGGGCCUGCAGGAAUUUGGGAGCAUGACUUUGUUUGCUAGAGGGCUGAGGCUACUGGCCACCCAAGCCUGUCCGGCACUGAGCAUACAGCCCCUUUGCCUCUCUGCACCUUGUGCUGCUAUCCAGAAACUGACCCGAGUUCGAGUGGUGGAUAACAGCACCCUGGGAAGCACCCCAUAUCACCGACCCCCUAAGUGCAUUCAUGUGUACAACAAGUCUGGGGUGGGGAAAGUGGGUGACAGAAUCCUCCUGGCUAUAAAGGGACAGAAGAAGAAAGCCCUGAUCGUAGGACACAAGAUGCCAGGGGCUUCCAUGACCCCCCGCUUUGACUCCAACAACGUGGUGCUAAUAGACGACAAUGGGAAUCCUGUGGGCACCAGGAUUAAGACCCCAAUCCCUACGAGUCUUCGCAAGAACGACGGGGAGUUUUCCAAAGUGUUGGCCAUUGCGCAGAACUUUGUAUGAACCUCAUGAACUCUGCCCCUGGAGGGUAGCUGUACCCCAACAGUGCUGCUCUACUCUAAUAAAAUGUGCUUAGUUUUUCUAUUA
This is a messenger RNA of Xenopus laevis (African clawed frog), 842 nucleotides long. It is a transcript of the gene mrpl14.L, whose product is annotated as mitochondrial ribosomal protein L14 L homeolog. The record is from RefSeq and is a predicted model, not a curated record. Gene Ontology annotation, molecular function: structural constituent of ribosome. Bases 318 to 758 code for a protein of 146 amino acids. Gene Ontology annotation, biological process: translation. The transcript has 3 exons. Gene Ontology annotation, cellular component: mitochondrion; ribosome. Lineage: Eukaryota; Metazoa; Chordata; Amphibia; Anura; Pipidae.